Molecule: messenger RNA, 1107 nt
Organism: Melospiza melodia melodia
Lineage: Eukaryota; Metazoa; Chordata; Aves; Passeriformes; Passerellidae
Gene: CASTOR1
Product: cytosolic arginine sensor for mTORC1 subunit 1
Exons: 9
Coding region: 21-1013 (330 amino acids)
Biological process (GO): negative regulation of TORC1 signaling
Molecular function (GO): arginine binding
Source: RefSeq, a predicted model, not a curated record
CCCGGGGCGGCGCGGCCGCCAUGGACCUGCACAUCCUGGAGCACCGGGUGCGGGUGCUGAGCCUGGCCCGCCGCGGGCUCUGGCUCUACACCCACCCGCUGCUCAAGCUGCUCUUCCUGCCCCAGCGCUGCCGAUGCAAGUUCUUCAGCCUGACGGAGACCCCCGAGGACUACACGGUCAUGCUGGACGAGGAGGGCUUCAAAGAGCUGCCACCCUCCGAGUUCAUGCAGGUGGCAGAUUCCACGUGGCUGGUGCUCAGCGUGGUGUCCAACGGGCGGGAGCCCCCCGGCUGCCAGGCCACCGGUGUCACCAAGAUCGCGCGCUCGGUCAUCGCGCCGCUGGCCGAGCACCACGUCUCGGUGCUGAUGCUCUCCACGUACCAGACCGACUUCAUCCUGGUGCGGGAGCGGGACCUGCCCGUGGUGAUCCACACGCUGGCCGGGGAGUUCGACAUCUACAAGGAGGAGGGUGGCGAGUGUGUCCCUGUCACCUGUGAUGACGUCAGCAACGGCUUCCUCAAGCCCAAGCCACCCGCCAGCCCCACGCUGCACCCGGUGCAGAGCCCCCAGACGCGCUUCUGUGUCCUCACGGUGGCCCCCGACACGCUGCCCGCCAUCGCCACCAUGCUCAUCGACGUCCUCUUCUACUCCCACAGCCCCCCGUGGGAUGCAGCCCCCGGCAGCCAGGACCUGGACUCCAUCACCUUCUUCUCCUUCUCCCUCAUCGAGGGCUACAUCUCCAUCGUGAUGGAUGCCGACACCCAGAAGCGCUUCCCCAGUGACCUGCUGCUGACCAGCUCCACGGGCGAGCUGUGGCGCAUGGUGCGCAUCGGGGGGCAGCCCCUCGGCUUCGACGAGUGUGGCAUCGUGGCGCAGAUCGCGGAGCCGCUGGCGGCCGCCGACAUCUCGGCCUAUUACAUCAGCACCUUCAACUUCGAUCAUGCCCUGGUCCCCGAGGAGGGCAUUGCUGAGGUGAUCCAGCUGCUGCAGCAGCGGCAGGAGAGCGGCAGAUAGCGCCUGGCUGUCCCCAGGCUGGCUGUCCCAGCGUGGUGUCCCCGGGCUGGCUGUCCCCAGGCUGGCUGUCCCAGCGUGGUGUCCCCGGGCUGGC